Messenger RNA from Hippoglossus stenolepis (Pacific halibut), 2210 nucleotides. It is a transcript of the gene syt16, whose product is annotated as synaptotagmin XVI. The transcript has 7 exons. Bases 231 to 1916 code for a protein of 561 amino acids. The record is from RefSeq and is a predicted model, not a curated record. NCBI's taxonomy places the organism in Eukaryota, Metazoa, Chordata, Actinopteri, Pleuronectiformes, Pleuronectidae.
GUGAAUUAAAUAUCUUUCGACCACAAAGUGUGAAACCUGAGGAGGUGAAGAUUUUCAAUCCGCCCUCCGAGAGAACGGGUCUGCGCGGUGCACACAGUGUGGAUGUGUCCCACGGUCCGUGAAGGCGUCCUGGCUCUCGGUUCUGCGGCUGUGGACCCGGAGCGGCGGGACGCUGCACCUCAGUGCCGCGCAUCACUCUCCCGGAGCCGCUGUGACGAGGAGCCGGAGUCAUGGCCCCGGACAGUUGUCUGUUUGUGUGGUCUGAUCAGUGUGUCAUUGUGUGUCCCCUCUCCCUCCUCCUGCCAGUCACCCCAGAGGCCAUCGGCUUCCUGUCCGCCGUGGGCGUCUUCAUCGUGGCGUUGGCCGUCCUCUUCCUCUUCAUCAACAAGAAGCUGUGUUUCUCGCGUGUCGGCGGACUGCCCUGUCUGGAGGAACAUGGCCGCCGGAAGAAAGGACGACAAGGAAUCCGUCAGGGUCUCGUGAACAGCUACGGUGACAACGAUGGCCUCAGCUCCUCCGACAGCGAAGACGAGGUCCUGAAGCAGUUUGAGAUCUCGGUGUCGCGUUCGCAGAGCUUUCGCUGCACAGCGGCCAGCGGCGGCGGCGAACAGCCGGCCCAGCAGUCUCAGCUAACGUUGGGUCGACGCCACAAAUUCACGCGACUGUCGGACCAGGAGGAGGGCAGCACCGAGCCGUCGGACUGUGAAGAGAUGGCGGCUCAGAACCAGUCGGGCUUCCAGGACCCGCUCUCGGCAGCAGUCGAGGAAAUGGAGAGGGCGUCCUCCGCCCCGCCGGACAACCCGUCUCUCCACGAGACAUCAGACGCCAGGGACAGUCCCGCCCCUAGUAUGAGGCGACCGGCCGCAGACGGCAGCGAGGACACGCAGCAGGCUGCGCAGGAUCACGACCAAAAUGACGUCACGGACAGCUCCUCCACCUGGAGCCCCGAGCAAGAGCAGCCUCCCAAAGAGGAGGUCUCGUCUCAACCGGCCAGCUCCUUCUCUCGACCCCCCAUCUCCACAUGUGGAGACCUGGUCCUCUCCCUGGAGUACCGUCCCGAUGUGGAGAAGCUGCUGGUGUCGGUGGUGGCGGCCCGGGACGUCCCGGACAAGGCUCGCAGCGGGAUGGACUCCUGGCAGGUGCACAUGGUCCUGCUUCCCUCCAAAAAGCAACGGCACAAGACGUCGGUGCAGAAAGGCUCGCUGCCGCACUUCAACGAGACGUUCCGCUUCUCGCGCCUGGAGCCGUCGGACCUGCAGAUGUCGGCCAUCAGGUUCCGGCUGUACGCACUCGGAGGCAGGAUGUCCCGGGAGAAGAUGAUGGGAGAGAAGGUUCUGCGUUUGGGAGGACUCCACCCGGGCGGAGGGACGAUGGAAACGACGCUGGUUCUGGAGCCUCGCAGUAACCUCAAGAGCGUGGACUCGCUGCUGAGUCUGUCCACGGUGUCUCAGAGCGACAGCGCCUCCUCCACUCAGUCUCUGACGCACGGCGGCGUCCCCGAGCUGCUGGUCGGCCUCUCCUACAACGCCACCACGGGACGCAUGUCCGUGGAGCUCAUCAAGGGCAGCCACUUCAGAAACCUGGCCAUCAACAGACCACCAGACACUUACGGUCGUCUGUCUCUGCUGAACUCGGUGGGUCAGGAGAUCUCUCGCUGUAAGACAUCGGUGCGGCGCGGUCAGCCCAACCCCGUCUACAAGGAGACCUUCGUGUUCCAGGUGGCGCUGUUCCAGCUGUCGGACGUCACGCUGCUGGUGUCCAUCUACAGCCGGCGCAGCAUGAAGCGCAAAGAGAUGGUGGGCUGGAUCUCUCUGGGUCAGAACAGCAGCGGCGAGGAGGAGCAGCUCCACUGGCAGGACAUGAAGGAGAGUCGAGGACAGCAGGUCUGCCGCUGGCACGUCCUGCUGGAGGCGUAACGCCGCUGCCGGACAGGAUCCAGGUUCUUUUUUAGGUUGAAGCAAGUUUAUUCUUUAGUAAGAGGAAAGAAAAAGACAGAUCUUGAUCCUAUUCACUGACAGGACGAUGCAUGUGGCACUUCACCUCCGUCCAAACCUGGAGGGGAAUCGAACCUUGUUCUGUGGAAACGUGAACAAAUUCAUCUGCUCCUGGAGGCUGAUGGAACUAAAUAAAAUGAAAUAAAAUAUUUUAUUGAUGAAUCAAAUUAACUAAAUCAAAGACAGAUGUUACACAAUGAAGCUUUUGAAUUUGGA